Messenger RNA from Lethenteron reissneri (Far Eastern brook lamprey), 1768 nucleotides. RefSeq names its product chromosome 50 C9orf85 homolog (gene C50H9orf85). NCBI's taxonomy places the organism in Eukaryota, Metazoa, Chordata, Hyperoartia, Petromyzontiformes, Petromyzontidae. The record is from RefSeq and is a predicted model, not a curated record.
GACGUCACGCGGGCGGGGUCACGGCUCUACUUCCGGGUCACGGCGCACGUGGUGUGGGGAAUAUCGUGGCCUGCUGCUGAGUGGGAGCCAGAGGAUUUCGGUUCGGUGUGCGGAUUUCGGUUUUCGGUUCGCCAUGAGCUCGGAGCGCGGCAACGCGGCGCGCAAGCGGUCGCAGAAGCACAAGAACGUGACGGCCUUCCGCAACAACCGCCACGACACGAGCCCGCGCGUGCAGAAAAUGAACAGCGUGGUGCACGAGGGAGUGUGCAUGCGCUGCAAGGAGGUGCUGGAGUGGAAGGUGAAGUACGGCAAGUUCAAGCCGAUCACGCAUGCCCGCAAAUGCGUGCGGUGCCAGCAGAGGACGGUGCUGCGUGCGUACCACACGGCGUGCGCCCACUGCUCCGUGCGCCUCGGGAUCUGCGCCAAGUGCGGCACAGAGGGGGGCGUCGUCCUUCCUCUGGGCAACCAAGGAGAUAAAGAAGAGCCCGGAGACCAGGGAGGAGACCAGGGAGGAGAUGAGGGAGGAGACCAGGGAGGAGACCAGGGAGGAGACCAGGGAGGGGACCAGGGAGGGGACCAGGGAGGGGACCAGGGAGGGGACCAGGGAGGGGACCAGGGAGGGGACCGUGAAGAGGUCCAUGGAGGAGGCCACGGAGGAGAUGGAGAGGAUGGGGGUGACGAUGACGCAAGUGACAGCGAUGGGCCUCUGGCGGAGAGUGCGACGUGAAGCAGAUGAGCAGCACUGUGUCCCCCCCACGCCCCCCCCCCCACGCCCCCCACGCCCCCCUCUCGAACCGGAUCUUCCAGUACCUCUGGGAACACCGCCAGCAGUAUAUCAGGUAGCGGUGAGUCCCCACCAUCAGCGAGCCUCCCUGAGCGAGCGGUGUUACUGGGCACAGGUGCAAGAUGGCAAGUGGUCAGCAACACAGAACUCGCCAUCAUCUCUCAAUGCUGCCAUGUCAAGAGUCCACCCAGCAGAAAAUUGACAUCCGAGCGGCGCUAUUGAUAAUGCGAUCGAUAAUUACAGCGAUGUCAAGUCGUCACCGUGCGUCACCGCCGCCGCCGGACAGGAUUUGCUCGCUGCUGUAGGUCGGGAGAGGAGUCCGACUCAAGAGGCACGAGGAGGAACCACAGACGAGCGGGAAGGCAGCAGCAGCAGCAGCCACACGGUGGUGAGCCGGUGCUACCGACGGUUGCCCAAGCUCCGCAGUUCUCUAUAUAUCGAGAUGUUCUCGGCAAAUUAUUGAGUGUUCCUUUUUGGUUUGCGGGAGUCGGGAGGGGCGGGGGGGAUUUGAUUUGACCGUACUUCACCUGCGACUGGGUCCAGCGUUUGUCUGCAGAAGGGUGUGCGGUCCAGCAGGUAGAAGUCGGUUUAGAUGACUACCGUUGUUGAGGCGUUGGCCUGGAGCGGAAUGACGCGAUGUGCUGCCCGUCUUUGCGGUACGGUGCAGCAAUUCUGCGUGAAGAUCCCUCGAGGGGUCAACAGCCGACGCCGGUCGUGACGUGUGUGCAUCGGAUCGCAAGUGCGAGGGGUCGGGGCGACAACCGGUUAUUCAAAACGCAUGCGAACGAUGUGCUCAUCAUGCGCUAACUUUACAGUUGGGCUAAGAAUGAUCGAGACCAUGACAGAAAGGAGACGGUGAAGAUGACAGGCGGAGAGAAUCGGAACCCCGGGGAAUCUCGAGAGGGGAAACGCACGAGGCUCGUGGCGGUCGCGAUGGUUCCAUCUGGAGCCACAUUCACGUUCAAUUAAACGAUAUUUUACCAA